Molecule: messenger RNA, 1053 nt
Organism: Pollicipes pollicipes
Lineage: Eukaryota; Metazoa; Arthropoda; Thecostraca; Pollicipedomorpha; Pollicipedidae
Exons: 4
Coding region: 4-843 (279 amino acids)
Source: RefSeq, a predicted model, not a curated record
GACAUGCUCGACAUCGUUAAGGAUCUGGGCGUCAUCACGCUGCAGCGGUCCGACCUGACAGAGACAACUACGUCCAAGUCCAUCAUCGAUACGAUUCUGGACGAGCUGAAGGACCUGGUGGACAGGUACCUACCGAUCAUCGGACCACUAGCUGGUCUGACGCGCGAGCAAACCAAGGCCAUCAAGGAGAACUUUGACAAGUUCGUGGUCGACGUCGAGGGCAUGGAGCACGGCACCGUUGAGAUCGCGGACGGCGUCAUUGACAUCUGCAUUGACAUCCUGCACGUGCUGGAGGCGUUCGAUGUGGACGUCACUGUUCCCACCACGGACGGCACCACUACGCUGGACGAAGUGCUUUUCUGGCUUGAGGACGGCCUGAACGCUGUGCUCGAUAUCGUCGGACCCUUCAUCGGGAUGGACUACGACAAGAUCAAGGCGACCGAAGCCGAUCUCCAUACGCUCAUCAACGACAUCCGCAGCUUGGGCGACGGCCACAUUGACGUCGACCACGGGCUGGAGGCCAUCCUCACGGACAUUCUGCAGAUCCUGAAGGACUUCGGCGUGCCCACCGUACACAGCAACGCAGAACCUGUGAACAUGCACAGCCUGCUGCACACCCUAGAGCACCAAUUCGCCGGUGUCGUGACGUCGCUGAACAAGUCUCUGCCGAUGCCGGACGCGCUGAUGACGACCCUUGAGACCGACGUGCACCAGCUGGUGAUGACCAUCAAGACAGUAACGCAAAACAGACUGGAAGACAGCAAUGCCGUGGAGUCCAUGCUUCAGGACAUGGUGAAAAUCGUCAAUGACGUCAAGUACAUCGCCUAUCUGACGAGACACUGAGGUUGGGUGAUGACGUCAGCCAUGCGGGCAACAGUCGACGACGCGUGCGCCCGUGUUCGAUAAAUCCCACGCAUGUUUACGAGAACGCCGCCAGACUGCUGGUCGGCGGACCAAAUGUGACUAAUGGAUCUCUCUGUCAAGCGUCUGUUCCAAUGGCAAAGAGGUCUUAGGUUGGUCGUGGUUGUCGCUCAGUUGAGUGAAACAAUACAA